Messenger RNA from Camellia sinensis, 1943 nucleotides. The record is from RefSeq and is a predicted model, not a curated record. Lineage: Eukaryota; Viridiplantae; Streptophyta; Magnoliopsida; Ericales; Theaceae.
UCUCUCUCUCGUAACCAUUUCUACUAAUAGUACUAGUCUUUUUCCCCUCUCUCCCCCUCUAUCCAAAGAAGUUGAAGAAGAAGAUCAGACCAACAACGCAGCAUAAGCCAAAGAAGUCUUAGCUUUUCUUUGUAACCGACGUUGCAGAACGAGAACAGGACAACCUAAUAAUUAUUCGCACAUGUGGAGUCGAAUGGACCAGGACAGUGACAGUGACCGUGACGAGGGGACGUAACUGUAUAUUGAAAGAAGCAGAAGAGAAGAAAAGCCCAUAGUUCACAAAAAUGAAGGGUGAUAUAAAUGAGAAGCUAUUGUGGAAUGCUGAAGAAGAAGAGAGGGUACGUAAUGGUGGUCGAGAUGAAACAUUGAAGGAGAAGAUAUGGAGAGAGACAAAGAAAAUGUGGGUGGUGGCUGCUCCAGCAAUAUUCACCAGAUUUUCAACCUUUGGUAUUAAUGUAAUUAGCCAGGCAUUUGUUGGGCACGUUGGUCCUACUGAGCUUGCUGGCUAUGCUCUUGUGUAUACAGUCCUCUUCAGGUUUGCCAAUGGCAUCUUGUUGGGAAUGGCGAGUGCGUUAGAGACUCUAUGCGGUCAAGCAUACGGUGCAAAACAAUACCACAUGCUCGGUGUAUAUCUUCAAAGAUCAUGGAUUGUAUUGUUCAUUUGUUCAAUUUGUCUUCUCCCCAUAUUCAUCUUCGCAACUCCGAUUUUGAAAGCAUUGGGCCAGGAGGAUUCCAUUGCAGAAAUGGCGGGAACAAUCGCUCGAUGGUCAAUCCCAGUGGUGUUCUCCUUCAUCCCAUCAUUCACAUGCCAAAUGUUCCUACAAGCACAGAGCAAGAACAUGAUCAUUGCAUACUUGGCAGCAUUUUCGCUUUCUAUCCACGUGCUCCUCUCAUGGCUCUUGACAGUGAAGUGUAAGUAUGGAAUUCCCGGGGCAAUGAUAUCUACAAUUCUGGCGUUUUGGAUUCCAAAUAUUGGUCAGCUCGCGUUUGUUAUAUGUGGAGGGUGUCCAGAAACAUGGAAAGGUUUUUCAUUCUUGGCUUUCAAAGAUCUAUGGCCAAUCAUCAAGCUUUCUUUGUCAUCUGGUGCCAUGCUCUGCCUUGAACUCUGGUACAAUACCAUACUGGUUCUCUUAACAGGAAACAUGGUGAAUGCUGAGGUUGCCAUAGAUGCUCUCUCUAUUUGCCUCAAUAUUGAUGGCUGGGAAAUGAUGAUAUCUUUUGGUUUCUUGGCUGCAGCAAGCGUACGGGUCUCGAAUGAACUGGGAGGAGGGAGCUCAAAAGGUGCAAAGUUCUCGAUUUUGAAUAUAGUGCUAACCUCAUUCACCGUUGGAUUGGUGUUAUUCAUCUUCUUCCUCUCUUUUCGGGGGCGCCUUGCAUACAUAUUUACAGAAAGUUCUGAGGUGGCUGCUGCAGUAGCAGAUUUAUCGCCUCUAUUGGCCUGCUCCAUACUUCUCAACAGCAUUCAACCAGUUCUUUCCGGUGUUGCUGUUGGAGCAGGGUGGCAGAGUAUUGUAGCAUAUGUUAACAUUACAUGCUAUUACCUUGUUGGGAUUCCUGUGGGAGUGGUUCUUGGUUAUGUACUCAAUAUGCAAGUCAAAGGUGUUUGGAUUGGUAUGCUACUUGGCACAUUUGUUCAAACUAUUGUUCUCAGCAUAAUCACUUACAGAACUGAUUGGGAUAAACAGGUAUCCAUUGCUAAAAAACGGAUUAACAAGUGGUUUGUGGAACCUGAUCAACCCGGUGCUAAUCCACAAAAUUUGUGAGAUUUUUUUGUUUGUUUGUUUGUUUGUUUGUUUGUGUGUGUGUAUUAAACCCAAUGUGUUCUUUUUGUUUUGGAGGACAUUUUCUACUUAGUUUGUCAAUUUUAAAUUAAAUAAUUCUUGUUUUUAUUGUCAAAUCUAUAUGUGAAAAAGGCUCUUAUUCGCCUUAGAAUCUUUCAUUAA